Messenger RNA from Saccoglossus kowalevskii, 3237 nucleotides. RefSeq names its product phospholipase D1. The record is from RefSeq and is a predicted model, not a curated record. Gene Ontology annotation, molecular function: phosphatidylinositol binding; D-type glycerophospholipase activity. Gene Ontology annotation, biological process: phosphatidic acid biosynthetic process; intracellular signal transduction; phospholipid catabolic process. NCBI's taxonomy places the organism in Eukaryota, Metazoa, Hemichordata, Enteropneusta, Harrimaniidae. Gene Ontology annotation, cellular component: intracellular membrane-bounded organelle.
AUGAAACGAAGUGAAUCACAGCAACACUGUAUUGAACCUGAUCCAGAAGAAGAUAUUAACUGGAAUGAAAUGAAAGAGAAACAAAGUUAUGGAACGUUUUCAUUUCUUCCUCAUAAUGACAGAUGGCCAAGUUUGCCAAAUCCUCUUCAUUGGGUAUCUUCCAAGAUGUCAGCAUCAUCUGUUAAGAUACAGAUAAUGGAGGAUAAUAGUGAUACUGAUUUGAGUGAUGUGGAUUCACCAUAUGAUGUUGCGUCAAAUGAAGGAUUCACUGGUGCAUGUAAUGUGAAUAGUGAGGCUAAUGGAGAACAUGAUAUAGACUAUGGAGAUAGACAUUUGGAAGCUGCCCGUGAGUUACCGUAUAGUGAGAUAUACUCUGCUCCAUUGUCAUUUGGAGACUAUAACAGAAAAGUAUUAAUUCCUGGUGAAAGAAUUGAUGUCAAAAUAAGUGAUGUCGAGAGACAUCCAUCAAGAAAAUUACUUAAUCCCAACUUAUAUGUAAUAGAUUUAAAACAUGGUGCUUACAAGUGGACUAUUAAGAAGAGAUAUCAUCAUUUCAGACAACUCCAUGAACAACUACUCCUAUUCAAAGCAGCUAUGAAGAUUCCAGUCCCAACCAAAAGAUUGAAAGAAAGAAGAAGAAGCUACAGAGUUAACAGUAAUAAAACCAGAACCCUUCCUCACCUACCCAAAGGAAUAGAUGCCUUAGUAGCAGCACCACAGUUAGCAAGGAGAAUGGUUCAACUUGAAAAAUAUUUACAAAAUUUACUGAGGAAUCCUAUUUACAGAACGAACAAACACACUAUUGAAUUUCUUGAACUGUCCCACUUGUCAUUUGUAGAAGAGCUUGGUAUGAAAGGAAAGGAAAGCCUUGUAAAGAAAAGAUCUGGUGGCCAUCGUAUACCACUAGGUUGUUGUACAAGAUGCUGUGGUGGUUGUUAUUGUGAGUGGGCUGGUCAUUGGAGUAAAAGGUGGUUGAUAACAAAGGAUAGUUUUAUUGGAUAUAUCAAACCAAGAGAUAUAUCCAAGUGGUUGAUAACAAAGGAUAGUUUUAUUGGAUAUAUCAAACCAAGAGAUGGUAGGAUGGGUGGAUUAUUAUUAAUGGAUGAAGUGUUCUCUGCUAAAAGUGGCCUAAAUUUACUUCUCAAAUGCUGGACACAACGGAAAGCUAAGGAGUGGUGCUCUUUUAUCAAUGAUCUUGCUGAGAAGUGUGAAUAUACCAAACAAAAUAGGUACAAGUCGUUUGCACCUGUCAGAAAUGAAACACCAGCAAAAUGGUUCAUUGAUGGUGCUGAUUAUUUAGAUGCUGUUGCCGAUGCACUGGAAAGUGCACAAAUAGAAAUAUUUAUUACAGAUUGGUGGUUGAGUCCAGAGAUUUACUUAAAGAGGCCAGUUACUGAAGGUAAUAGGUGGAGACUGGAUCAAAUACUCAAACGAAAAGCUGAAUGUGGAGUCAAGAUAUUUGUAUUAUUGUACAAAGAAGUUGAGAUGGCAAUAGGACUUUGGAGUAGUUACAGCAAACACACAUUAAUGAAACUCCAUCCGAAUAUAAUGGUAUUACGUCACCCAGACCAUGUUCCAGGUGGAGUAUUACUGUGGGCUCACCAUGAGAAGAUAGUGGCUAUAGAUCAGAAGACAGCAUUCCUUGGUGGUAUUGAUCUUUGCUAUGGUAGAUGGGAUGAUUAUACACAUAGACUUGUUGAUAUAGGAUCUUUAAUGCCCUCCAAACAAUCCAAUUCACCUGGUGUACUUAGGAAAUUCUCGUCCACUCCAGAGCGUCUGAAUGAAUUACACAAUGCAGACUCCAAUGCCAAUGAUGUCAAGGGGCAAGAUGAGAUUGACUUGGCACCAACCAAUCUGCUAGCAGUACCUAAAUUUUCGAUAUCUAGAACCAGUGUUGAUGAACAUCUCAACAAACUAGGGGUUCAAGGCAUGGCCAAACUUUGGCAUGGCAAGGAUUAUACUAAUUUUAUACGCAAGGAUUUUGUGGAUUUAGACCAACCAUUGCAAGAUUUUAUAGAUAGAACUAAUACACCACGUAUGCCAUGGCAUGAUAUAGCGGCUGUGGUCUAUGGUAAGGCAGCUAGGGAUGUGGCAAGACAUUUUAUACUUCGCUGGAAUGCAACUAAAUUAGAGAAAGCCAAGGUGAACGCUGCCAUUCCAUUAUUGAUUCCAAAAACCACUAACAAUGUUGAAUUACCAGACAAACUGGUACCUGGUGCUGUAUGCUGUGAUUGCCAGAUUUUACGAUCAGUGAGUACCUGGUCUGCUGGCAUAAAACACACAGAGAAUUCUAUUUACUGGGCUUACCUAUCAGCAAUUCGAGAUUCUAAACACUAUAUUUACAUUGAGAAUCAAUUUUUCAUAUCAUGUGUUGAAGAUAAAGAUGUGUACAACCGAAUAGCUGAUGCUUUGUAUGUGCGCAUAAUGGAAGCUCAUCGGGCUAAACACAAGUUUCGUGUAAUGGUAGUAUUACCAUUGUUACCAGCAUUUGAAGGGGAGGUUGGUGAAGCAGGUGCAACAUCGAUAUUAGCAAUCACACACUGGAAUUACAAGAGUAUGAGUAGAGGUGGCAAUUCACUAUUGGAAAAACUACAAAGAGAAAUGGAGAAUCCUGAAGACUAUAUUUCAUUCUGUGGAUUGAGGACAUACUCAGAACUUGACACAAAACUGGUUACUGAGUUGGUGUAUGUGCAUAGUAAGCUAAUGAUAGUGGAUGACAGGACUGUUAUCAUAGGAUCAGCCAACAUCAAUGAUAGAAGCAUGUUGGGUAAAAGAGACAGUGAAAUUGCUGUUAUUGUUAAUGAUUCUAAUAUGAAAGCAGGAAAGAUGAAUGGUCAGGAUUACCAAGUUGGUACUUACGCUUAUGAACUCAGAAAAAAUUUGUUCAGGGAACAUCUUGGAAUGCUGACCAACCCUAAAGCAGUAUUCGAUGUAACAGAUCCAGUAUGUGAUGAAUUCUUUUAUAAUUCAUGGAAUAAAACAGCUGAAACAAAUACAGAAAUAUUUGACAAGGUGUUCAACUGUAUUCCGUGUAACCACACAACAACAUUUGAUGAGCUUAAACAAUACAAGAACAAAGAUCCAUUAUGUAACACUGACCCUGAGCAGUCCUACAAGUUACUAUCAGGAAUACGAGGAUAUUUGGUGAAAAUUCCACUCUAUUUCUUAUGCAAAGAAAACCUUGAACCAAGUAUUGCUACACAGGAGGGUAUGAUGCCCACAAAGUUAUGGACUUGA